Messenger RNA from Salvia splendens (bonfire salvia), 954 nucleotides. RefSeq names its product transcription factor MYB98-like. NCBI's taxonomy places the organism in Eukaryota, Viridiplantae, Streptophyta, Magnoliopsida, Lamiales, Lamiaceae. The coding region runs from base 1 to 954 and encodes 317 amino acids. Gene Ontology annotation, biological process: regulation of DNA-templated transcription. Gene Ontology annotation, molecular function: RNA polymerase II cis-regulatory region sequence-specific DNA binding; DNA-binding transcription factor activity, RNA polymerase II-specific. The record is from RefSeq and is a predicted model, not a curated record. The transcript has 3 exons. Gene Ontology annotation, cellular component: nucleus.
AUGGAGAAUUCCAUCUUUCAAAUCCUUGAAAGCAGCUCCAACAUUUGGCCUCAAUCCACCUCCAUUGAUGACUUGAUAAUCCCUCAAAAUUUCAACAGUGAUAUUUCUCCCAACCAAGAUGUGGAAAUGGUCACAACUCCUGAUCCAGAGCCAAAUCCAGUCAACAAAGUCAGACAGAGGAGGAAGAGGAAACAAAAGGAGAAAGAGAAAGAAACAUGGUACAAAGGCCCUUGGACCAAAACUGAAGACAGAAAACUGGAUAGCUUGGUGAAGCAAUAUGGAAACAAAAAAUGGGCAUCAGUUGCUAAACACAUGCCUCGAAGAAUUGGGAAACAAUGUCGAGAACGAUGGCAUAAUAAUCUUCGUCCCAAUAUCUCGAAAAGUAUAGUGUGGAGUGAUGAAGAGGAGCUGAAGAUAAUUGAAGGCCACAAAGCAUUCGGAAACAGAUGGUCUCAAAUAGCAAAAUUCCUUCCUGGAAGAAGUGAAAAUGAUGUGAAAAAUCAUUGGAACAAAACCAAAAGAAGGCAGACUUCUUCUAGAAAAAUCCAAAGGUCUAAGAAGCUAAGAGGCUUCUAUCAAUCCACCGUUUUAGAAGAAUACAUACGGAAUGGGAUCUUCAACUCCGCCGAUGCUCCUCCGCCGCCGCAAAUCGGUGACGAUCAAGAAGAAAAUGACCUAAUUAAUGCGGAGGAUGACGAUAUUCCCCUUUCUGUUGAUGAUUAUGACAUUGACGGCGUGCCUUUCUUCUCAUUCGAGAUCGCCGCCGCUUUUGAAAUAAACAACUGUGUUGAUGCCGUCGCCGGUGAAGCUUCUCCGGUGAUCAGCGGUGAUGAUUAUGCCAUCGUCGAGGAAGAUGACUGUUCCGCCGGCGUUGCGGCGUCGUAUUUGGCGAUUGAUGAGGCGGUGGAUGAGGAGAUGAACUUCUUGAGAAGUCUGUUUAGUGAUGAUAUGUAA